CCAAAGAGUUUUUGGAAAUGUUCAUCUUUCCAGUUCUGCUGCCUGGAAUGGCUAGCCUGCUUCACCAAGCAAAGAAAGAAAAAUGUUUUGAGAGGAAAAGAACCAAAUUCAUUGCCUGUGAUUUUCUGACUGAAUGGUUAUACAAUCAAAAUCCAAAGAGGACAGGGGAGCCGUUCACAGAAUUCUUCUCCAUUCCAUUUGUGGAAGAGUGGCUGAAACUGCACCCACGGCCGGCAAUCCCACUCUCCCUCCUACUGACAGAAUCGGAAGCGGCACUCUGCAUUCAGUCCUUCUGGAGAGCCUAUCUGGUUCGCUGUGAUCCUGAGAUUCAAGAAUUGCGUCAGUGGCAGAAGAAGCUGCGUGAGGACAAGCACAUUCGCCAGCGAGUCAAAACCUUCUGGGCCAAACAAGAACAAAAAGUUAAAUGCAAAAUGGAGGACGAGGAAGAGGCUGCAGCUAAGACUCCACAACCGUAACAGCUGUCAGGCAUCUCUCCCACUCUAAGCUCCAAUCACCCGACUGGAGGACAGUGUUCUAGCUAUGCUUCCUCUAUUGUGUUUUCUUGAAGGACUAGAUCUGGUACAUUAGGAUAAGGAUCUUUUUGUUGCAAAUAUAUUGUAGUGCAAAUAGUUUAUCAAGUAGUUUUAACUUUCUGCAUUAUCCCCCAAUUUUAUUCUUUCAUCUGUCUAUUUCUUCAGCGCUCCAGGAAUAUACUUCUACAUCCCCCACUGCUAAAAUGUACAACGAACUCUAGUUCCAAGGGAUGUUGAAAUGUUCUAGUUACCAGCUUCCCACUUUUGGUUGCCUUUGCCAAGAUCCAUGUUUAAAAUAAAGUCCCAGACCUCUGCAGUGGGUUUAAGUAUAUCGGCUGAGCAUGAUAUAAAAAAAAAAAAGACAUCAUUGCCUGUGAUCCUUUCACAAGGAGGUUGACCCUGAACUUUGACCGCAAACCUAGCAAGAUGCUUAAACACAGGCAACUAUAACAGAUAAAUAAGUUUUGUGGUCUACGCCCUAAAACAUUAUAGAAAGUUCCUCAUUUCAUGGGUAAACUGAUGUAUUAUCUUCAAUUGUUCCACAGUUUGCUGUUACCCAUUUUUGAAUGGAUUUUCCCAUUCAAAAUGCCACAGCAUUAGCCUCCAGGCAAAUCUGAAAGCCAAACAGUUGUAUGGGGUUGUUUUGACAAGCUACCACACGUCUUAAGUAAAUAGUAAAGCCUUUAUUUUUUGUGUUAAGAACAGUAUUUUGAAAAUAAAACCUAUCUGCCCAUGCUUUACAACCUUU
Odocoileus virginianus texanus is the source of this 1281-nucleotide messenger RNA. The record is from RefSeq and is a predicted model, not a curated record. NCBI's taxonomy places the organism in Eukaryota, Metazoa, Chordata, Mammalia, Artiodactyla, Cervidae.